Ictidomys tridecemlineatus (thirteen-lined ground squirrel) is the source of this 5495-nucleotide messenger RNA. The record is from RefSeq and is a predicted model, not a curated record. NCBI's taxonomy places the organism in Eukaryota, Metazoa, Chordata, Mammalia, Rodentia, Sciuridae.
GUGGGAGCGCGCGCCGGCCCGUGUCCCUGGCCCCGCGCGCUGGCGGAGAGCCGAGACUCCCACUCACUCCCCGGGUGAGUCGGAGCCCGAGCGUCCGCGGGCGUUCGCGCGUCCGCUUCUCCGGUACCUCCUGGCGCCGCGCGGGGUCCGAGUCCUCACACCGCCCCCAGGUGCGCGGCCGCUGGGACUUCUUGGGGGCACCAGGGCAGACACGCCUGCUAUGGGAUGGAUGAAGAGGAGAACCACUAUGUCUCACAGCUCAGGGAAGUCUACAACAGCUGUGACACUACUGGGACAGGAUUUCUGGACCGAGACGAGUUGACCCAACUGUGCUGUAAGCUUCACCUGGAAAAGCAGCUGCCUAUACUCCUGCAGACUCUUCUUGGAAGCAACCACUUUGCCAGGGUUAACUUUGAGGAAUUUAAGGAAGGUUUUGUGGCUGUGCUGUCAUCCACUGUUGGUGUUGGCCCCUUAGAUGAAGAGAGUAGUUCUUUGGAAUCAGCUGCCUCUUGUGCUGUCCCACCAAAAUAUGUGAGUGGCUCCAAGUGGUAUGGCCGUCGGAGCCGGCCUGAGCGGUGGGACUCUGCCGCUGAAGCCAAAUACGUACCAGAGCAGCAAGCCAAGGCCAGCCUGAAGAGCCAGCUCCGACGUUCUGCAUCUCUGGAAAGUGUGGAGAGUCUCAAGUCAGAUGAAGAAGCCGAGAGUGCUAAAGAGACUCAAAAUGAAUUAUUUGAAGCACAAGGCCAGCUGCAAACCUGGAGUUCUGAGGUCUUUGGGAGCUCCCAAAAGCCCUGCAGUCCCUCCUUGGACUCACCCGAGAGGCAGGUACGGGGCAUCUGGGAAGAGUUGGGGGUUGGCAGCAGUGGCCAUCUGAAUGAGCAGGAAUUGGCUGUGGUCUGCCAGAGCAUCGGACUCCAUGGACUUGAGAAAGAGGAACUUGAAGACCUGUUUAACAAGCUGGAUCAGGAUGGAGAUGGCAGAGUGAGUCUUGCAGAAUUCCAAGUUGGCCUGUUCAGUCAUGAGCCUGCUUCACUUCUGGAAUCUUCUACCCUGCUCAAAUCAAGCAAGCCCUGGUCUCAUUGUCAGGUCCCAACAGAGAACGGCUGCCACCCUACCCCUACCACCUCGUCCCUUGUGUCUGUGUGCUCAGGCCUGCGCUUCUUCUCCAACGUUGAUGAUGGUAGUGGCUUUGCCUUUCCUGAGCAGAUCAUCACCACCUGGGCACAGGAAGGGAUUCAGAAUGGCAGGGAAAUCUUGCAGAGCCUGGACUUCAGCAUGGAUGAGAAGGUGAAUCUUUUGGAGCUGACCUGGGCCCUCGACAAUGAGCUCCUGACAGUUGAUGGUGUUGUCCAGCAGGCAGCCCUGGCCUGCUACCGUCAGGAGCUGAGCUACCACCUAACACAAGUGGAGCAGUUGGUGCAGGAGAGAGACAAGGCAAGACAGGACCUAGAGAGAGCCGAGAAGAGGAAUCUGGAGUUUGUGAAAGAGAUGGAUGACUGCCACUCUGCCCUGGAGCAGCUGACAGAGAAGAAAAUCAAGAACCUGGAGGAGGGGUACAGGGGAAGGCUGAGUCUCCUGCGCUCAGAGGUGGAGAUGGAGCAGGAGCUGAUCUGGGAGCAGGCCUGCAGGCAGAAGGCUGCACUGGAGCAAGAUGUGAGCCGCUUGAGGGCUGAGGAGGCCAGCCUCCAUGAGAAGCUCACCCUGGCCCUAAAGGAAAACAGUCGAUUACAGAAGGAGAUUGUGGAAGUGGUGGAAAAGCUUUCAGAUUCAGAGAAACUAGUCCUGAAACUACAGAACGACCUGGAGUUUGUGCUGAAAGACAAGCUGGAGCCACAGAACAUGGAGCUGCCGUCCCAGGAGGAGCAGUUUGCAGUACUCCUGAAGGAAUAUGAGCUCAAGUGCCGGAGGAUAAAGGAUCUGCAAGAUUGCAAUGAUGAGCUACAAGCUGAGCUGGAAGGCCUGCGGGCACAACUGCCUGAGAGUUGGCAGAGCCCCUCAGAGGACCUGGGCACCCAUGGACAGAGGGUCUCUGGACGUGGCCCAGCAGGCAUUUUGUCUGUGGGUGAUUCCACUCCAGUGAAUAUAGAAACGGAGAUAAUGAUGGAGCAGGUGAAGGAACGUUACCAAGAUCUCAAGAUCCAGCUGGAGACCAAGGUAAAUUACUACGAGAUGGAAAUUGAGGUCAUGCAGAGAAACUUUCAGAAGGAGAGAAAGGAGAUGGAGCAGGCUCACCAGCUUGAGGUUUGCACAUUGGAAAGCCAGAAAGCAGACCUGGAAGCAUUGUAUACCAAGUCUCAGGAGGUCAUCCUGGGCCUGCGGGAGCAGCUGCAGGAUGCAACUCAUGGCCCUGAGCCUGGGCAGACUGGGAUGGAACAGUGCUGUGCGCAGGUGCUGUGUGGCCUGGCCCAGCAACUGAAGGAGGAGCUGCAGCUGAGGCACCAGAACCAACUACAGCAGAUAAGGAAAGAGGCAGAAGAUGUGCUGACCCAGAAACUGUCAUGGCUGGAAGCCCAACAUGUUGCCCGCUGUGAAAGGCUGUCCCUGCAGCAUCAGAGCGAGAAGGACCGCCUGCUGCAGACGCACCUGUGGCGACUGAGGGAGCUGGUGGCACAACUGGACCUGGAGAAAGAGCAGCAGGGAGAGAGAGAGAAGGAGAUCCUCACACGCUGUCAGAAGCAGCAGAUGAAACUGCAGGCAGCGAUGAGUGAGGAACAGGCACAGAUUUGUAGAUCGAUGGCUCUGGAGAAGGAGAAAUUGGAGCACACCUACAGGAAGCAAGUGGAAGGGCUUGCCCAGGAGGCAGAGGCACUGAGGGCCCUCUUGAACGAUGGAACCACUGUGACGGGCAGUGAGCAGGGGGGUAUACCUGGCCUCACAUCCCUGUGCCUAGGUGGGGAGCAACCAUUGGCUCAGUUGGACCUGAAUACUGAUGGAGAGAUGAGGGAACUGGCCGGAGACACGCCUGGCCAGAGGCGAACUGAAGGCAGGGAUUUACCCAGCCAGCCUCGCUGUGUGGACACCACACAGAGCCCAACCCCUGUUCUGGUAUCCAGAGAGUCCUUGAAAAGCUUCAGCCUAGGAGAGAACUGUCAGGGUCCGCUCAGUGCUGGGGAGGUAGCUUCUGUUCCCUUGGAGAAGAGGUCAUACAUGCAGCCAUGCGAAGGGAACAAGGGAGCCAUUGCAGAGGAGCCAGUGCCUUCUGCCAGGGCCCCAAUGGGUCUGGGCCAGGCUGAUGCCCAGGAGCUUCCCGUAUUGGCCACAGAGGGGAUUGCCUGGUUGGCUCAGCCCCAGACAUUGGAGCCAUGGCACAGCCCAGCCACUUUGGAGGAGCAAGCCAGCAGCCUGAGCAGGGACCCAGCCCCUGAGAGUGGUCCUGGCCAGGUCUUUGAGGGGAUGUCCAGGGGUGGUGACGAUGCCCUGGAGACCUGGCUUGAGCACAGCCAGGAGGCUGCCCGUUGGGGGUCCUCCCUGUUACACUCCAAGCUCCCAGACCCACAGCAGCCUGGGCUGGAGUGUCUUACUGCCCUGGAGGAGACAGAGGCCAAAAUGGCAUUGGAGAAAGAGAAGAGUGAUAUGAGAAACAAACUUCUCCAGCUGGAAGAUGUUGUCCGGGCUCUCGAGAAAGAAGCAGACUCAAGAGAGAAUGACAGAAUCGAGUUUCAGAGGAUUUCUGAAGAAAACAUGUUGUUGAAAAAUGAUCUGGGAAAGAUUCAGCAGGAACUUGAAGCUGCAGAGAGCACAAAUGAUGCACAGAGAAAGGAAAUUGAAGAUUUAAAGAGAGACAAAGAAAAGACCUGCCUUGAAAUGGAAGAACUCAACAUACAGAUUCAGAAAUACAAAGAUGAAUUGUCACAGCUCAACUGUAGAGUCCUUCAGCUGGAAGGAGAUGCUUCUACACAUCAGGCCCUAAAGGAGAAGAAUCACAUUGCCAUUCAGCUGUUAAGGCAGAGGCUGGAGGAGGCAAGGCGCCGGGAGGAGCAGCAGGAUAACCAAAUCAAAAAACUUGAAGUUGAACUUCAACACGUGAAUCAGGAAUGUCAGAAUCUGAGGCUGUCACAGUCAGAGCUGAAAGUGAGCCUUGAAGAAAGUCAAGAACAGUUACACAGCGCCCAUCUGAGGCUGAAGGCAGCCCAAUCCCAGCAUGCACAGGAGGUUCAGCACCUGCAGGAGCAGAAGAGCCAGCUGGUGCCUAGGGCCCGUGUGACUGAGCUGCAGCACCUACUCAGCGUCCAAGAAAAGGAGGCUGGGAGACUACUGGAUGCACAGAGAGAAGAACAUGAAAGGCAGAUGAAAACCAAGGAAGGGCAGGCCAAAGAGGCAGAGAUGUGCUUGCAGAAUGUAGAAUGGCUCCUACAAGAGAAGGUGGAUGAGCUGAGAGAACAAUUCAAAAAGAACACUAAAUCUGAUCUGCUGCUCAAGGAACUCUAUGUGGAAAAUGCUCACCUCAUGAAGGCUCUUCAGGUCACAGAAGAGAAGCAACGAGGUGCUGAGAGCAAAAACCGCAUUUUGGAAGAAAAAGUCCAUGCUCUCAACAAACUUAUCAAUAAGAUUGCCCUAGCAUCCCUCUCUGUGUAAAUACUGCUGGUUUCCUAGAAUUCAUUCUAAGGAAUGUUUUGUUUCUGUUUUUGCAGUACUGGGGAUUGAACCAAGGGGUGCUCUAUCACUGAAAUACAUCUCCAGCCCUUUUAAAGAAUUUUUAAUUUUUUUUUUUUUUUGAUAUAGGGUUUAAAUUGCUCAGGCUGGCCUGGAACUUGGGAUCUCCUAUCUCACCCUCCCAAGUACAAUAACAGGGAUUAUAGGCCUGGGCCAUUACACCCAGCUUCAAGAACAUCUUUUAAAAUUAAACCACUCUGAUUCCAUAAUUUGCUAUGGUUCAUCAUCUGUGCACCCUCAGAAACUAAGGAUUGUAAUUCUUCACCCCUAAAUUAACGAAUGUCCACUAUGUGCCAGAUGCUGGAAAAAUAUGCUGGCGCAAUAGAGAAUGUUUUGUAUUAGCUAUCAGGAAUAAUUUCCAGUCUUGUUACAUACUAAUGAAACAGAUUUUGGGGGUUCUCAGCAAAGAACAGCUAAGAGAGUUGUUAAAUUUUCAGUGUUUAACCUUUGGCAAAGGUUAUUUCUGGGGGCUUAGAUCAUUAAAGCACUUGAUGAUUGGUCUAUACACACAUUCCAGAAAGGCUUCUGUUGCUGAGAACGGUCAACCAGCAAUACAGGAGGGGACAGAAACCCUGCAGGUACUGCUCCCUUUGAGGGUAAGUCUGGGAAGAGCCUAAGUUCUGUUGACUCAGGGAUGAUCAUGUUUAUUGCAAAUGCAAUCUUUUCUUCCUUGAAAUGUCAUCACACUGGAAAUUGUACCUAUGUAAAAAAAGUAUAGUUUUCUAUCUGAAAUAUACAUAAAUUAUGGCCAUUUGGUUUAUCAAAAUGUACUACUGUAAUAUGAAGUCACUGUAUUUACAAUAAAUUCUUUUCUAUUAAAAUUGUUUUUUAAAAUUUUCAAA